AGAAUGAGUGAACAAAGUAUAAUUCUUUUCGGGCGUACCGGAUAUGGAAAGUCCUCUAUUGCUAACAUGCUGAUUCAAGGUGAUAUUUAUCAAAAUAAUAAUAAGUUUACAAUUAAUGACAAUGCGAAAGGAGAAACUUUAAAUAUAUACACUGGCUAUACGGAAAAAUAUCAAGUAUUUGAUACAGUCGGAUUAGGUGAACCACUAUCUCAUAUCGUUCCUCAUAAGGAAGCUGUUAACAAAAUAAGAGAUUAUUUUUCGAAAUGUAAAGUAACUCUCAAUUAUAUAUUUUACGUUCAAAGGAAGGGUAGAAUUACCGAUGAAGAUAAAAAAAUGUUCAAGUUGUUUAAAGAGAUCUUUGAAUGGGCAGAAAAAAAUAUUGUUAUUAUCAUUACUAAUAGUAAACCGGAAUGGAUUGAGAAAAAUUUGGAACAAUUACUGAGGAUUUAGGAAAAUAUCCAAUUAUUUCGGUUGAUUUUCCCUUUACUGAUGAAGAUGAAGAUGACAUUAUCGCUUGCAGCCAUAGAAAAAAAAGAGCGCAAAGUCUGCAACGUUUAGAAGACAAAUUGUUAGAAUUGAGAUACAAAAGUAUUAAACCAGAGGUUCUCAGUUCAACACAAAUGAACGAGAAAACUGUAUCAAAAGUUGUUAGAUUCGUUCCAGUUGUUGGUUCAGUAUUUCAACUAAUUUCUUCUGGUGUUUAUUAUGCGUUAGAUAAACCAAAUAACGCAAAAGAACGGCUUGUAGAUGGGGCUGUUAGACUUGCUGCAGAUGUUAUAAGUAUAGUAACUGUUGGAGCGAGUAAAAGUGCACCAACGGUAAUUUUUAAGGAGUUAUUAGUAAAGAAUUACAGAAAAUAAUCAAUAACAAAUUUCCCAGUUCGAGUAAAUAAGUAUUUUUAUAGUUCUUUAUAAUAUAUAUUUCAUUUUGCCUUAAUUGAUACAC
Messenger RNA from Rhizophagus irregularis DAOM 181602=DAOM 197198, 945 nucleotides. Lineage: Eukaryota; Fungi; Glomeromycota; Glomeromycetes; Glomerales; Glomeraceae. The record is from RefSeq and is a predicted model, not a curated record.